This is a messenger RNA of Tachysurus fulvidraco (yellow catfish), 3372 nucleotides long. It is a transcript of the gene ankle2, whose product is annotated as ankyrin repeat and LEM domain containing 2. Gene Ontology annotation, biological process: negative regulation of phosphorylation. Gene Ontology annotation, cellular component: endoplasmic reticulum. The transcript has 14 exons. Bases 389 to 2911 code for a protein of 840 amino acids. The record is from RefSeq and is a predicted model, not a curated record. Lineage: Eukaryota; Metazoa; Chordata; Actinopteri; Siluriformes; Bagridae. Gene Ontology annotation, molecular function: protein phosphatase 2A binding.
ACCUCUGCAAUGCAAAAGUAGCGAAGAAGAGCCUACCGGAAGUGCGUGUGUGCUAAGCGUGCUUUACUGUCAGUUUAAACCGGAUAGAUUUUUCAGGCGAAAAUAAAACACGGAAUUUCAACCUAUUAUUCGUUGGUGAAUUGGGUUUGUGGAUAUAGCGUAAGAAACGUCUGAGCAUUUUUUGCAUUAUUUCUAACGCUUAUUUAAAAUGCUGCUAAAUGUGGUUCCCAAGGUAACGGCUGUACUUUAAAGUGAGACCGAGAGGAAUUCCAGAGGAAAGCUGCGACUCGCAUCAGAUCCGGAUAUUUUUUCCGUCAUGCAGCACAGGCGGAGGUUUUAAUCCGUCCUGAAUGGUGGAGCGCUCACGAGGCCGCCGAGAAACCGCAGCAUGGAGGCCGCUUUGACCCGACUGAAGUCUCUGAGUGCUGACGAGCUCAGGGAGGAGAUCCUCAAAGCCAACCUGAAGUGCGGCCCCAUCACGGCCACCACGCGCACCGUAUUUGAGCGAAAACUGGCUCGUGCCCUUGUAGAGAAUGCCGGACUCUCCGCCUCUCAAUCUGGAGACGCGACCGCAACCCCCGGCGCCACCCUGGUUGAAGAGGUGGACGUUGGGUACCAUCUGGGCCUCAACCCGCCUGAGGAGGAGCCGCUGGGCGAGAAGAGUGUGUCACCCUCACGACAUGAUGUACAGACACCAAGCAGAACACCACAGAUCACACCGACGCUGUACUAUGGAGUGUGUCCAAUGUGGGAGGACGUAUUGGCCAGAAACGAGAGGGUUCACGUGUACACGGAGAAGAAGGAGGCUCUGCAGGCGGUGAAGAUGAUGAAGGGUGCUCGCUUCAAGGCCUUUUCUACUCGAGAGGAUGCUGAGAAGUUUGCCAAGGGUUUGUGUGAUUACUUUCCCUCCCCGAGCAAGUGCGCCCCCUGUGUGUCCCCUGUGAAAACCGCCCUCUUCUUCGGCAAAGAGAGCUUGUCUCUAGCGGAGACGGACGGGAUAAACAGAGAAAAGGCGAACAGCUUCAAGAGUCCUCGUCCUCAGGACCUGACGGCGAGGUUGCGUGUGUGUGUAGAGCGAGGAGACGAAGCGCCUUUCAGCGAGCUUGUGUGGAGCAACCCACGCUAUCUCAUCGGCUCCGGGGACAACCCCACAGUGCUGCAGGAGGGCUGUAGGUAUAACGUGAUGCACGUGGCAGCAAAGGAGAAUCAGGCAGGCAUGGCUCAGCUGCUGCUGGACACUCUGGAGAAUCCGGACUUUAUGCGGCUGAUGUAUCCUGACGAUACCGACAGCAUGCUGCAGCAGCGCAUCCGCUACAUCGUGGACCUGUACCUCAACACGCCCGAUAAAGCUUGCUUCGAGACUCCUCUACACUUUGCUUGUAAGUUCGGUUGUGCGGCCGUGGUGAACGUCCUCUGCUCUCAUCCCCACAUCGACAAACACAGGAAGAACAAAUAUGGCCAGAAACCCUUCGAGAUUAUUUGUGAACGAAUGAAGGAAAAAAACAAAAUCCCAGAAAUCAAACAGAAGAUUACAGAAUAUCUAGAAGACCGGUGUUACGUGCCCCUCCUCCGAGCAGCCGAUAACUCUGCACAGCCUGUGAUCGGUGCUCCCUGGUCACCUGAGCCUAUGGAAAACCUCUCACCCCUGUUACCCAGAAGCCCCCGAGAACCCGUAAUGACAGUGAGGGCCUUCGCCGGCCCACUGAGCCCCUCUAAGGCGGAUGAGUUCCGGAGAGUGUGGAAGACGCCCCCUAGAGUGCGGGCGGAAUAUUUCCACCAUAUCCUCAAAUCUGACCCUGAGCGUGGAGCAGAGAGAGUUGGCAGAGACCUGGCACGUGAGCUAGGACACCCCUGGGCUGAGUACUGGGAUUUCCUGGACAGUUUUGUGGACUUGGUAUCAGUUGAUGGUCUGCGGCGUUUGGAGGAAUUCCUGAGCAAGAAGGACUUCAGUGAGCGAACUCAAGACCAGGCUGGAGAACUCAAUAACUGCAACAAGUUCAGAACUCCUUCUCCUGGAAAGCAGAAGAAGUUCAGUAACUCUGUGUCUGUGGGAGCGUUUUUGGACGAGACUGAUAUCUCACUAGAGGAGAUGAAGAACCGGCAGAAUGCAGCACUCACCAGCAUCUCCUCCUCCUCCUCCUCUUGCUGCUCUAAAGAUGACCAGGGUAAGCGGGGCUUCCACAUCCUGCCUGUCUCACAAGACUCCGCCCUCAUCGAGCCCCGGAAGCCCGUCUCUUCCUGCCCGCCGUCACCCAUCUCCAACCUGAUGGCGGAGUUUGAGCGCAUGACGCUGUGUGACCACCCGCAUGGAGACGGGCAGGAAGGGGCGGAGCUUUCGAGUGUGAGUUCGGAUGAGUACUUCCUGGCACAGGAGAGCGUGGAGGAGCAGAGAGCGAGGACACGACUGGGAUCAAAUGGUGAGCGAGUGAUCUGUUCGCGCUCCAGAUCAUGGGAUCAUGGAAGCUCUGCCUCCUCCUCCUCUGGAUCGUAUAGAUCAUUGGACUGUUCGAAUGACCUCAUCAUGACCACACCCCCUCAAGUUAGAAGAGGACUGUUUAUUGAGGGAGACGCUCCCUCCAGACUGGACCGUGAUGUUUUCUUUGCGCUGGGAGCCACAGAAAUCGACCCGCUCAAAUAUCCCAGCAUUCACAAGUGGAAAAGCACCAUGGAGUCGUACAGCAGCGCCGAGAUGCAGAGUUGGCAGACUCCAGCCAUGAUAAAGACUCACUCCAGGCUUCAGUCUCUGACUCCCGGUUCUCCUGUGAGUCGUUACAGUCCGGUUAGGCACGCCUACUCGCCGGACCACUCCAGUCCUGGACGCUACAGCCCUGCGCACUGUAGCUACAGUCCCACCCAUACCAGUUACAUCCAGCGCAUUCGGCUCAAGCACUUGGGAGACUCGCCGAUUUAACAAAAGCUCGUCUGUGUCCGUCCUCCUCAAACACACGCAGCUUCACCACAGGACUUUACCGGGGAGACGUUCAGCGUGAACUGGUACACCGUAGUGUAUAUUUUUAAACACUUGUCCUUUUCUUAUAUAUAUAUAUAUGUGUGUGUGCGCGUGUGCCUGUGUGUGUGUGUGUAAAAGUGUAGGUACGAGUGUUGAUUUGUAUCCGUAAUUAUUUAUGGGUGAUGCAGAAAUAAUGCGAUUCACCCGGUACUCUGAGGUGUUAGAGAAAACUAGCUGAAUACAGAAAGCUCCUGAAUUAAUUGUGAUGUAACUCUGCACAACGUUCUGCGGUGAAGAGACCGGACAGUCCUGGUUACUCGUGUCCGUCUGUUUCCUUACAACAAUAACUGGAAUAACGUCUCAUUUGGACGAUACGUUUCAUUUCUCUUUUAUUUCCCUUCAGUAAUAAAUAUGUUCCUUAA